This is a messenger RNA of Closterium sp. Yama58-4, 165 nucleotides long. The record is from the annotation of a GenBank genome assembly. NCBI's taxonomy places the organism in Eukaryota, Viridiplantae, Streptophyta, Zygnematophyceae, Desmidiales, Closteriaceae.
CAUUGCCAUCACCGCACCCCUUCCCUGCAUACGGUCUGCUCCGCAGCAUUGCUGACGUGGCCGCCAGGCCCGAGAGGCAGCGUGGUGGAGCAGUAUGGUGACGUGGCAGCGGUGCACAUCACCCACCCUGGGCACCAGCUUGACUUGACAAGAUAUGGAGAUGAG